CACACCGGAAGAAGUAGUUCUGACCCGGAAGCUGAUUCUACAUCCGGGUCAAGAUUUCAGAGACGCUUCAGCUGCGUUCUUCUUUAGCGAGCCAGAAUGUUGGACGAGGAAGACUCGGCUCCGGCCGUGAAGAAGAGCCGCGUGUUCUAUGGCAGCCUGGAGGAGAAGGAGCGGCAGCGCAUCACCAUGGAGACGGCCAGCGGCGCUGCCGCAGGAAGUGAUGCGCUGAAGGCGGGCAUCAGAGCAGGAAAUAUCAACAUCUCAUCAGGAGAGACCAUGGAGAUGGAGGAGCGGGUCAGCGAGCGCCAGCUGGAGGCGCUGGCCGAGUUCGAGCGGCGCCGCCGAGCGCGACAGAUCACCGUCUCCACCGACGACGCCGAGGUGAAGGCCGGCCUUCGAGCGCUGGGAGAGCCAAUCACGCUGUUCGGAGAGGGGCCGGCCGACCGCCGAGAGAGGCUGCGCAGCGUUCUGUCUGUCGUCGGUCCGGACGCCCUGAAGAGAUCCAGGAAGGACGAAGAGAGAGCCAAGAGGUCACGGGACGAGUGUCUGCAGACUUGGUACCAUGAAGGCCCCGCCUCCCUAAAGGAAGCUCGCCUCUGGUUGGCUAGAUAUUCUCUACCACGGGCGAUGAGGCGUCUGGAAGCCGCACGCGCUUUGAAGGAGGUUGCCGAGGCGACGAAGACGAUCCGCCAGCAGGAGUUGCACAAGUCGCUGAGGAAUCUGAACAACUUCUGCAGUCAGAUUGGAGACGAUCGGCCAAUCAGCUUCUGCCACUUCAGUCCGGACUCCAAGAUGCUCGCCACGGCGUCCUGGAGCGGCCUGUGCAAGCUGUGGUCGGUCCCGGACUGCGCCCUGAUCCGGACCCUGAGAGGACACAACACCAACGUGGGUGCCGUGGUGUUCCGCCCGCAGGCCGGCGUCUCUCUGGACCGGUCCGACGUCAGCCUGGCGUCCUGCGCCGCCGACGGGACGGUGAAGCUGUGGAACCUGGAGAGUGACGAGCCAGUGGCGGACAUCGAGGGUCACGGUGAUCGGGUUUCCAGAGUUUCCUGGCAUCCGUCCGGAAGAUUCCUGGGAACCACCUGCUAUGACCACUCCUGGCGUCUCUGGGAUCUGCAGCUGCAGGAGGAAAUACUCCACCAGGAAGGUCACAGCAAAGGAGUUCAUGACAUCAGCUUCCAUCCUGACGGCUCCUUGGCUGCUACAGGAGGGCUCGAUGCCUUCGGCAGGGUGUGGGACCUGAGGACGGGGCGCUGCGUGGUUUUCCUGGAGGGACACCUGAAGGAGAUCUACAGCGUUCACUUCAGUCCUAACGGCCAUCACCUGGCCACAGGAAGUGGAGACAACACCUGUAAGGUGUGGGAGCUGCGCAACAGGAAGUGCCUGUACACAGUCCCCGCCCACCAGAACCUGCUGUCUGCCGUCCGAUUCCAACCCACUGACGGUCACUUCCUGUUGACCGGAGCUUACGACAACACGGCGAAGAUUUGGAGCCACCCGGGCUGGAUGCCGCUGAAGACGCUAGCAGGACAUGAGGGGAAGGUGAUGGGCGUGGACGUGUCACCUGAUGGCAAGCUGAUCGCCACCUGCUCCUACGACCGAACCUUCAAACUCUGGCUGUCAGAGUGACAUCAUCAGUCAGUGACAUCACCAGUGACGUUUUUUGUUUUUUCUAAUAAAGAUUUUGAAACCUGA
This is a messenger RNA of Xiphophorus maculatus (southern platyfish), 1695 nucleotides long. It is a transcript of the gene prpf4, whose product is annotated as pre-mRNA processing factor 4. Lineage: Eukaryota; Metazoa; Chordata; Actinopteri; Cyprinodontiformes; Poeciliidae. The coding region runs from base 97 to 1629 and encodes 510 amino acids. Gene Ontology annotation, cellular component: U4/U6 x U5 tri-snRNP complex. Gene Ontology annotation, biological process: mRNA splicing, via spliceosome. Gene Ontology annotation, molecular function: U6 snRNA binding; protein binding; U4 snRNA binding. The transcript is spliced from 15 exons. The record is from RefSeq and is a predicted model, not a curated record.